AUGGCGGGGGCGGGGAGGGCGCUGGCUAUGGUCAGCAUGCUGGCGCUGGUGGCCAUGAGUGUUCAGAGUGAGGAGAUGAGAGGCGUUCAGCCCGAGGAUGCUCACCUGUACGCGAAGAAGGACAUGUUCACCUGCAAGGACGGCAGCUCUACCAUCAGCAUCGACAAGGUCAACGAUGAAUUCUGCGACUGUAACGACGGCAGUGACGAGCCGGGGACAGCGGCAUGCUCCAACGGUGUGUUCUGGUGCGCGAACAAGGGAUGGAAAGCAAAGCUCCUCUUCUCCUCCCGUGUGAAUGACGGCGUUUGCGAUUGCUGCGAUGGAUCUGAUGAGCAUGCCGGUAUCGUGACCUGCGUCAACAGAUGCCAGGAAGAAGGGGCAGAGCAGAGGAACAUCCUUAUGAGGAGCAUCCAGCUGCAUGAACAGGGCGUUGCCAAGCGCUCUGACUACGUAGCAAGAGCCCAUGCCUUCAGGGAAGCAGUGUUCAAGCGACGAGAUGAGCUGGGGAAUCUGAUCCAAGAGGUGUCGCAGAAGCUCGACGGUUUCCAAGCUCAGAGGGACGAGCUGAAUAAGAAGAUCUCGGAAGAGACUGAAGAACGCCUCCGACAAGAGCAAGAAGCGAGAGAGGCCGAGGAGAAGAAGCGAGCGGAGGAAGAGCAGAAGCGAGCGGAGGAGCUGGCGGCACAGCAGGCGGAGAUGGCGAACCAAGUUCCCAGCGGCGAGGAGAUCAAGUCAUCCGGCGACGAGUUCGGAUCACCGGAAGUGCCUCCAAUGGCACCGCAGGCUGUGGACGACUUGGGGGAGACGCAACAGGUCGUUCAAGAAGGUAAAGGAUACGAAGAUCCUUAUUACAGUGGCAAACACGUUGACAAACGGCCGUCCCCUACAGGCAAUCCCGACCCAAACACACAUGUGGACGAUUGGUAUUCGUAUGACAAUGAUCACACAGAUGAAGAGAAACCUUCAGAGGACGAGUACAGACCCCCUGAGGAAGAAUACAAACCUCCUGAGGAGAGGCCCAAGACAGAGGCUGAGUCCGAGUCAGAGCUUGCAGUCAAAGUCCUGGAGUAUGACUUCGGACCAGAUAUGGCUUUCAUGGCCCUCUACGACAAGUGCUACGAGCAGCAGGUCCAACAGUACACGUAUGAGAUCUGCAUGUUCCGCCAUGCGAAGCAGAAGGAUGGUGGAUCCGAACAGAAUCUUGGAACGUGGAGCCAUUGGACGCACGAGAACGGGCACAACUCGGUCAUGCACUACACCAACGGCGGAGGAUGCUGGAACGGUCCAGCUCGAUCAAUGAAGGAACAGCAGGCUCUCCCACCUGCCAGGAGCGCUGACAUCUUGGAGCAGGUGUCGAUGAUCUGUGGGGAAGACGAGUUCCUCGUUUCGGUCCAGGAGCCCAGCCGAUGCGUCUACGAGAUGGAAUUCAUGACCCCGCUGGCCUGCAGCGCCCAUCGCGCCCAGGAGGCCAGGGAGCAGCUCCUGGCCAUUUCACAUUGA
Guillardia theta CCMP2712 is the source of this 1500-nucleotide messenger RNA. RefSeq lists its product as hypothetical. The transcript has 8 exons. Gene Ontology annotation, cellular component: glucosidase II complex. Gene Ontology annotation, biological process: N-glycan processing. NCBI's taxonomy places the organism in Eukaryota, Cryptophyceae, Pyrenomonadales, Geminigeraceae. Bases 1 to 1500 code for a protein of 499 amino acids. The record is from RefSeq and is a predicted model, not a curated record.